UACGCUGUGACAUACUAAAACAACAUUUGGAUUAGUCGUAAUGAAUUAUUCAUGAUGUAUAUACUUUAGAACUAGACCUCUUUACAAUAUGGCCUAUGCACUACGUCCACAAUCGUCUAGAGGAGCUCAAGUACAAAAGAGAUGUGACCUUUGUGAGACUGACACAAACAUUCAAUACAGGUGUGUGCAGUGUCAAAAAUACAUGUGUGAAAAGUGUAAGAAAAAUCAUUUAAAGUUGCAAACUUAUGUCAAACAUGAGAUAAUAAGUAUACGGUCUAUUAAUAAUGUUCAGGAUACUUCAAGUAAUAUAGUAACAGACAAAAUUUCUUGUGGCAGACAUAAAAGCAAGGAAUGUAUAAAGUACUGCUUUGAUUGUAUAGAACUUGUGUGUGAAAAUUGUAUUGAUAAGACUCACAGAAAGCAUAAUCUAAAAGAAAUCAACGACGGCUGUUAUUAUGAAAUAUUUAACACUCAAGGACGACUUUCAAAGGAUUUAUGGUUCUGUGAAUACGAGUCAAAACAAUUACAAAAUCCAGCUCAAUUGUGUAACUCGUCAUAUGACAAUGUGAAACGGAAAAUAGACGUAAGAGAAAAAGAGAUGAAAGAAGAAAUUGAAAUGUAUGCAAAUCAAUUGCGUGCUCAAAUUGAAACCAAAAAAGACAAUUUUGAGAAACAAAGAAAAACAUUUGAAAAGAAAACUAAAGACAUAAGAGAUAUUUUAAGUGACAAAGAUUCGGAUUUGAAUAUAGCACUGAAUAGGAACAGAGCAGACAAAAUAAUAAAUGCCAUAAGAGAAAUUAACAAUAAUCUUCCCAAUUUAGACUUCCAUCCAUUACCACAGGAAUUUAGUGAUUUCAUGUCAGGGGACAUAUCUGUGUCCGAAAUAUUUGGAUCAGUCCAGUCAAAACCAAUAACAAAUGAACAACAACAAUAUUGACUUCCAAGUUGUUAAGAGCUAUACCACUGAGUUAAACAGUGUGCAUAGAAUGUUAUCAUUGGACAACAAAACAGCUUGGAUUUCUAGCUAUGACAUCAAUACGCUAAGUAAAAUAAACUUUGAUGACAAGAUAAGAACUGUAAAGGACAUAUCAGCUGAUGUUUAUGACAUGUCACUUACAGCAAGGGAAGAUAUGCUCCUGUCUUUGUAUGGCAGUACUGAU
Mytilus trossulus (common blue mussel) is the source of this 1160-nucleotide messenger RNA. RefSeq names its product E3 ubiquitin-protein ligase TRIM33-like. The record is from RefSeq and is a predicted model, not a curated record. Gene Ontology annotation, molecular function: zinc ion binding. Bases 89 to 937 code for a protein of 282 amino acids. Lineage: Eukaryota; Metazoa; Mollusca; Bivalvia; Mytilida; Mytilidae. The transcript has a single exon.